Frankliniella occidentalis (western flower thrips) is the source of this 1430-nucleotide messenger RNA. RefSeq names its product PCI domain-containing protein 2 (gene PCID2). Gene Ontology annotation, molecular function: RNA binding; double-stranded DNA binding. The record is from RefSeq and is a predicted model, not a curated record. The transcript is spliced from 8 exons. Gene Ontology annotation, cellular component: transcription export complex 2. Gene Ontology annotation, biological process: transcription elongation by RNA polymerase II; post-transcriptional tethering of RNA polymerase II gene DNA at nuclear periphery; poly(A)+ mRNA export from nucleus. NCBI's taxonomy places the organism in Eukaryota, Metazoa, Arthropoda, Insecta, Thysanoptera, Thripidae. The coding region runs from base 143 to 1342 and encodes 399 amino acids.
ACAAAAAGGCGGUUCCUACAACGUUACGUGUAGAGACAUUUUUAAAUGUGUAUUGUAUUGUUUUCAAAGCCGGUUCUAUGACUUCAUGACAAAAUCCUUCUUAUUGUUUUAAGUAUAGUAGUGUAGAGGCUAACGUUUUGAAAUGAAUAAUUACACUAUAAACAAGUACUUGGAUGAGGUAUCAAAUGCCUGGCGCACUAGAAACCCAGUUGGCUUAUCCAAUUUGCUGUCAUUGAGGCAUUGUCACAUUGCUAGUUCUAAAUUGCAUCUCCCUGAUGCAGGUAGUGCAGUUGAAAGAUUCCUUCAAAAUCCCUUAGACGAAGUUGUUGUUGCUCACCUAAGGGUGAUAUGGGCACUCCAGACACCAGACUAUGCAGAGGCCUAUCGCUGCCAAUCAUUGGUGGUACAAGCAUUUUCACGAAUGCUCUUAGCAUGUCGAGAUGACAACUGGCUUUUGAAAGCUAUGUUCACUGUUUGUCUUGACCUGAGACUUCUGGCCAUUCAGGCUGACAAGCAUAAUUCAGACAAAGGCUUUGGUAAAUCUAUGGAAGCUUUAGAAAAAGCAGCAGAAUGCUUUAUGUCUUGUUUCCGAGUCUGUGCCUCUGAUAAUCGAGCCACUAAUGAUGACACCAAAAAAUGGGGUAUGAUGUCUCUAGUUAACCAACUCUUCAAGGUUUAUUUUCGUGUCAACAAGUUGCAUCUAUGCAAACCUUUAAUAAGAGCUAUUGACUCAUCCCCUUACAAGGAUCUUUUUCCUGUCAGCCAACAAGUGACAUACAGAUAUUAUGUGGGUCGUAAGGCCAUGUUUGACAGUGAUUACAAGACAGCUGGAGAAUAUCUUACAUACGCAUUUGAAAGAUGCCAUAAACAAUCUAAACGUAACAAAAGACUCAUAUUAAUUUACUUGGUGCCAAUUAAAAUGAUUUUGGGCUACAUGCCACAGAGGAAACUUCUUGAAAAAUAUGAUUUACUCCAAUUUUGGGAGCUGGUUCAGGGUGUUCAGUCAGGUGAUGUACGCCGCUUAAAUGAAGCAAUGCGGCAGCAUCAGAAAUUUUUUGUUCAGUGUGGUAUUUACCUUCUCUUGGAAAAACUAAAAGUUAUAGCAUACCGCAAUCUUUUUAAAAAAGUGUAUCUUCUUCAGAAAACUCAUCAGAUAUCCAUGGAGGCCCUUCUCUGUGCUCUAAAAAUGAUGGAUAUAGAGGACAUUGAUUUGUCUGAGACCCAAUGCAUUGUUGCUAAUCUCAUCUAUGAAGGAAAGAUAAAAGGCUACAUCUCUCACCAACAUCAAAAGCUUGUGGUCAGCAAACAAAAUCCAUUCCCUCCCCUCAGCUCUUUGGAGUAAUCUGUUGUUUUGUUUUUUGAAAAAUAGGAGAUGUACAGUAAUUUCAAAUAAAAUCCCUACCAGAAUUGGACAGGAAAACUAAAGAAAA